This is a messenger RNA of Lottia gigantea (owl limpet), 1572 nucleotides long. RefSeq lists its product as hypothetical. Gene Ontology annotation, cellular component: mitochondrial inner membrane. Lineage: Eukaryota; Metazoa; Mollusca; Gastropoda; Lottiidae. The record is from RefSeq and is a predicted model, not a curated record. Bases 313 to 1320 code for a protein of 335 amino acids. The transcript is spliced from 8 exons.
CGCAGUAAACACAGAAAUAUGGAUAGCGUCCGAUAAUUCGAAACAAUAAACUGAAUUUUACACACAAAACUAGGCCUUAAGUGAGGUGAUUCGAGCUCCAACUUAGCAAAUGAAAAACCCUUUCUGAUACGUUUUUGUGCAUUUGAGUGCAUUUGUAAUUUUCAGAUACCCUAUUCUAUCUUGACUUCCGCUUCUGGAAAAGUCUUGCAUAAGAAAACAAACGCAAUAGAAGAUUGCAGACAAACUGUGACGUUUCGUGUUGUAGCUUGGUAAGAACGAAUAUUUACAGAAAAGUGUGAAGGAUAAGUUAAAAUGCUGUCUACACGUUUAGUGAUGACCACUAGGGUCCCUCUCACUGCUUUUGUCAGUGGGUUGGGCAAGACACCAGUUAAAUCACAUCAAGUAACCAGAAUACAGAAGUAUGCUAAUGGGACUAAAAGUGGUCUUGGCACAAGAGCUAAAAGAAGAUCGAUAAAAGAUAUUGCUAUGGCUCCUGCAGGAGAUUCAGCAUUCAGUCUAGGGCAAGGUGUGGUAGCAGGUUCUGCUGUGUUUGGUUUAGGAGCUUUAUGUUAUUAUGGAUUAGGAAUGUCAAGUGAAGUUGGUGCUAUUGAUAGGGCUGCAUUAUGGCCUAAAGUGGUAAAGGCGCGCAUUAGAGAUACAUACAUGUAUUUUGGUGGAAGUAUAGCUCUUUCAGCCAUAUCUGCUGCAACAUUAUGGCGUAGUCCACAAGCAAUGAGUCUGAUGAUGAGGCGCCCCAUGUUGACUUUCGGAGCUCAGAUUGUUGGUUUGAUUGGAGCUGGUAUGGUUUGUAGAUCCAUGGAAUAUACUGGUGGAUUUAGUGCUAAACAUUUAGUAUGGAUGGCAUAUAGUGGUAUAGUUGGUACCACCUUGGCACCAUUAGCUGUUCUUGGUGGACCUUUAUUAAUAAGAGCUGCCUGGUACACUGCUGGCAUUGUUGGGGGGUUAUCAGCUGUAGCAAUGUGUGCACCAAGUGAGAAAUUUUUGAACAUGGGAGGACCAUUGGCUAUUGGUCUUGGAGUUGUGUUUGCUUCAUCUAUUGGAGGUAUGUUCUUACCACCUACCACAGCACUAGGAGCUGGUCUUUAUUCUAUAACUAUGUAUGGUGGAUUAGUUCUCUUUAGUGCCUUCUUACUAUAUGAUACCCAGAAAAUCAUCAAAAAAGCUGAAACUCAUCCAACUUACGGAGUGCGACGUUAUGAUCCUAUCAAUGGAUGUCUGGGAAUCUAUAUGGAUACUAUCAAUAUAUUUAUAAGAUUAGCUAUAUUAUUAUCUAAUGGUGGAGGUGGUAGAAGGAAAUAAAUAUUUUGUGAUGUUGUGAUUGUAGAAAACAUUGUGAACUGUUUAUUGUGAUAUCUUUGAUUCAGUCACCUGAUACAGACAUUGAACAUCUAAUUUCCACUAGACUUAACCAUAAAGGUACUAGCCCAGGAGUCUAAGUGAUUUGGUAUCUUUUCUAUCUGGGAUUGUCCUUGUUUAAAAAAAAAAAUGUGUUACUGUGUAUAAUAAGGUAGAUAAAUGACCUGUAUUGUAAAAUAAAUUGUUUCCAGAUCA